Callithrix jacchus (white-tufted-ear marmoset) is the source of this 3803-nucleotide messenger RNA. RefSeq names its product parkin RBR E3 ubiquitin protein ligase (gene PRKN). Gene Ontology annotation, cellular component: mitochondrion; cytosol. The record is from RefSeq and is a predicted model, not a curated record. Lineage: Eukaryota; Metazoa; Chordata; Mammalia; Primates; Cebidae. Gene Ontology annotation, molecular function: ubiquitin-protein transferase activity; polyubiquitin modification-dependent protein binding; zinc ion binding. Gene Ontology annotation, biological process: protein ubiquitination; ubiquitin-dependent protein catabolic process.
GGCGCGGGGGCGGGGAGGCCUGGACGAUUUAACUCGGGAGAGCCGCUGGUGGCAGGUGCGGGCGGUUGCCCGUGCGAGCGUAGGCCCCCUGUCUGUCGCGCAACAGCCACCUGCCCAGUGACCAUGCUAGAUUAUGUUUAUAGACUCGUGUAUGUUGAACCAGCCUUGCAUCCCCGGGAUGAAGCCUACAUCAUCCUGAUAUGAAAACCCGGCAGAGACUCAACAAAAAAAGAGAAAACUUCAGGCCAAUAUCCAUGACGCACAUCGAUGCAAAAAUCUUCAAUAAAAUAGUGGCAAACCGAUUGCAACAGCACAUCAAAAAGCUUAUCCAUCACGAUCAAUGUUUGUCAGGUUCAACUCCAGCCAUGGUUUCCCAGUGGAGGUCGAUUCUGACACCAGCAUCUUCCAGCUCAAGGAGGUGGUUGCUAAGCGACAGGGGGUUCCAGCUGACCAGUUGCGUGUGAUUUUCGCAGGGAAGGAGCUGAGGAAUGACUGGACUGUGCAGAACUGUGACCUGGAUCAGCAAAGCAUCGUUCACAUUGUGCAGAGACCAUGGAGGAAAGGUCAAGAAAGCAAUGCAACUGGAGGUGACAACCCCAGAAAUGCGGCAGGGGGCUGUGAGCGGGAGCCCCAGAGCUUAACUCGGGUGGACCUCAGCAGCUCAGUCCUCCCAGGAGACUCCGUGGGGCUGGCUGUCAUUCUGCACACUGAGAGCAGGGAUGACUCACCACCAGCUGGAAGUGCAGCAGGUAGACCAGUCUACAACAGCUUUUAUGUUUAUUGCAAAGGCCCCUGUCAAAAAGUGCAGCCGGGAAAACUCAGGGUACAGUGCGGCACCUGCAGACAGGCAACGCUCACCUUGACCCAGGGUCCAUCUGGCUGGGAUGAUGUUUUAAUUCCAAACCGGAUGAGUGGCGAGUGCCAGUCCCCGAACUGCCCUGGGACCAGUGCAGAAUUUUUCUUUAAAUGUGGAGCACACCCAACCUCCGACAAGGAAACAUCAAUAGCUUUGCACCUGAUCGCCACCAACAGUCGUAACAUUACUUGCAUUACGUGCACAGAUGUCAGGAGCCCCGUCCUGGUUUUCCAGUGCAACUCCCGCCACGUGAUUUGCUUAGACUGUUUCCACUUAUACUGCGUGACGAGACUCAACGAUCGGCAGUUUGUUCACGACCCUCAGCUGGGCUACUCCCUGCCUUGUGUGGCUGGCUGUCCCAACUCCUUGAUUAAAGAGCUCCAUCACUUCCGGAUUCUGGGAGAAGAGCAGUACAACCGGUACCAGCAUUAUGCUGCGGAGGAGUGUGUCCUGCAGAUGGGGGGUGUGUUAUGCCCCCGCCCUGGCUGUGGAGCGGGGCUGCUGCCUGAGCCUGACCAGAGGAAAGUCACCUGCGAAGGGGGCAAUGGCCUGGGCUGUGGGUUUGCCUUCUGCCGGGAGUGUAAAGAAGCAUAUCAUGAAGGGGAGUGCAGUGCCCUAUCUGAAGCCUCAGGAACAAUUCCUCAGGCCUACAGAGUUGAUGAAAGAGCCGCAGAGCAGGCUCGCUGGGAAGAAGCCUCCAAAGAAACCAUCAAGAAAACCACCAAGCCCUGUCCCCGCUGCCAUGUACCAGUCGAAAAAAAUGGAGGCUGCAUGCACAUGAAGUGUCCGCAGCCCCAGUGCAGGCUCGAGUGGUGCUGGAACUGUGGCUGUGAGUGGAACCGCGUCUGCAUGGGGGACCACUGGUUCGACGUGUAGCCAGGGCGCCCCAUCGCCUGGUCCUGGGGGAACAUGCACAGUGUCCCACCUUCAUUUGCUAAUUCUCUUUCCGAACACACAUGCACACACACAUGCAAAUGCACACACGUGCUCGUACACACACGCACGUGCACACACACACACACAAGCACACUUCAGGUUUCUUUGUCCAUGAAAAACAGCAAAGCAAAAUUACAGAAGGAGCUCCUGAGUCCCUUUCAGUUUGUCCCCCCAAAAAAAGACCAGCAGAGCCAUCUGUGACACCAGCAAGAGGUGUUCUCAGCCUCAGGAUGACACAAAUCCUUAAGAAUUCUAUCUACAUAAAUUGCAUUGAUGAAAUAUCAACUAUGCAUAAAUCAACUUGCCAACUAAGUGAGAAAUUAAGAGAGUUAAUUUGAAUGUUGAAUGUUUGAAUUACAGGGAAGAAAUCAAGUUAAUGUACUUUCAUUCGCCUUCCUUAUUUGCAACUUUAGAAAACAAUUGUUAUUCUGAAAGUAUUACAGAAGAAAUCUAUAAUUUGAUAUUGAGUAUUCAUUUUGCAGCUUGGAGAUUUUGCUGAUACAUUUGACUCCACUGUAAAUGUAAUGGAUAAAGUGCCUAUACAGGAGACAUGUUUAGAAAUGAUUUCAUAAUGAUAUUCAAUCAUAACAAAAGUGGACAUUAUUAAAUCAGAAUCUUUAAAGAGGAGCCUUUCCAGAACUACCGAAAUGAAGGCGUGCCUGACUCUCUCCAUCAGAAGGGUUUCUACCCCUCUGAUACACCCUCUCCGUCCAAUCUGCAAGUCCCAGGGAGCUCAGGACACUCGGGUUCCCCCAGGAGAGAUCAUUUCUUAGGACGGUAAACUCACUAGAAUAUUCCUUACGUUGACAUGGAUUGGAUUUGAGUUGGAUCAAACUGUCAACUUUUUCCUUAAGCCACUCACAAUACAAUCAAAAGGUUAACAGCACAAACGUGUGGCAACCCCCAUUUUCUUAUGCACACUACACAGAAGAGAAAGCACAACCACUAUCUUUUAUUCUACUUGUAUUGUCUGACUUCUCAGGAAGAUUGUGAACGUAACUGAGGGCAUGAGUCUCCCCAGCACAUGGAGGCCCUUUUGGAUGUAGCAACUCUGUACAUUAUGAAAUCGGGGCUUCCCUUAUUAGAUGUAGCACCUGAAAUCCUUGCUGGAGAGAAGAGAGGGGAUGAACGCAGAAAUGUUCCACAUCCCGAGGACAUCUGUCCCUCUUUUCCUUACUGCCUGAGACAACUCAUUUCUUCCAACCAUCCAGGGACAGUCCAGUCUGCUCAGAGGCCCUGCACCGGGAUGAGAGGGGGCUCUGUAGCAUCCACACCAGGAUUCACAGCCUCCUAUGGCUUCACUGUCUGAAAAUCUACCUACUCCAACAUGGCCCCAUGGUGACAACAGACCUGUGACAGGAAGCCCAAAGCUUAUAUAGGAAUGCUGGAGAGAUCAAUGUCUCUAUAGGAUGGGAAAAAAUAGAGGUUGCAGGCAUGAGCCCCUGCACCCAGUGGCUCAUGUCCACACCGAGUCCAGACCCUGAUCAGGGCCUGACCUAGCGUCACUGGCAAUCCCACCAAAUUGCAAUUCCUUACACUGGCCCAAUGUGACAAAUCAGAUGGCUCCCUUCUGUCACAUGGAGCACACAGUGUUUUCCAUCAUCCAUAGCUUUUUUUCCUGAUGAUGUCUGCAUUAUUGCCCCUUCCCACUCUGCAUGCUGCGCUGGGCUUGCCAUGCCUGAAUGAGGCUUGCUCCCACGAGCUCAGGCACCCUAGAGACCCCUGUUAGACUAUUCAGCUGUUGGGCCUGGUCUCCUUUCCUUUCUUGGUGGUGGUCUUUUCCUUUUUCAGAAUAGAACAGUGAUUCUUAAAAUAAGUUAGAGCAAAAACAUCCAGUACACAUGAACAUGCAUCAGAAUCACAAAUUAUUUGCACAAAAACAUAUAACAAAAUGUGAAUGUAUCAAAAAAGGAGGCUUUGCAGAAAAAAGUCUAUUUUUCUCUGAAAUGUGUUGAGAUUAUCUGACAACUCUAAGAUUGUACUUAAAUUGUCAAUAAAAGCAUCAAAAGGG